AUGGGUGGGGGUGGGGGUGGGGUGGCGAUGGUGGCGCAGGAAGCGGUUGGUCAGCCAGCGGUGUUACUGCGCUGUCGCAACAACAACAACAGCAACAACGACAAUGAUAUGCGCGAAGACACCCCAUCUGGAAAUGACGAACCACCAGCGCAAUCAGAUAGCGCAAAGCAAAGCCAGAGCCUUGACGGCCACACCAGGUAUACUGUCAGACUGAUAUCACCAUAUUUUCAGUUGAUAACACCAUCUUCAUUUGCACUUGUACAGGAAGAAGGGCGUCCAAGAGUGUCAAAUUUGAAUGGAGAUGUAUCUGAAGUGAAGCUUCGCAUGUAA
Molecule: messenger RNA, 330 nt
Organism: Angiostrongylus costaricensis
Lineage: Eukaryota; Metazoa; Nematoda; Chromadorea; Rhabditida; Metastrongylidae
Source: the annotation of a GenBank genome assembly